AUGCGUUUCUCAUUUGCAUUAUGUUCUCUUCUUGUUGGAAUUAUCUCAGCUACACCCAUUCCACAAACUACUGUCCCGGCCCCUGCUGCUCAAGCUCUAGCUCAAGGAACUGAAGUGGUAGUUAUUUCGACUGAUGGCGAUUCCAAGGGUGAAAAAGUGACAAUAGAAUUUAAUGCUCAAGAAAUAACUGCAGAGUUCCAACCUGCUGCAGAAACUGAUCCUGAUCCAGCUGCGCUCUUUGCACAAUUAUGGAAAUUACGUAGACCAAAUGAUGAUGAACAUAUGGAUGAUGCAAAAUAUGAAGCAUAUGAAAAGAAAACAGCUGAAGAACCUGAUCAACUUGGUAAUAUUGAUGUUUAA
Molecule: messenger RNA, 360 nt
Organism: Melampsora larici-populina 98AG31
Lineage: Eukaryota; Fungi; Basidiomycota; Pucciniomycetes; Pucciniales; Melampsoraceae
Exons: 3
Coding region: 1-360 (119 amino acids)
Source: RefSeq, a predicted model, not a curated record